Molecule: messenger RNA, 1885 nt
Organism: Panicum virgatum (switchgrass)
Lineage: Eukaryota; Viridiplantae; Streptophyta; Magnoliopsida; Poales; Poaceae
Product: casein kinase II subunit alpha-like
Exons: 10
Coding region: 127-1407 (426 amino acids)
Biological process (GO): protein phosphorylation
Cellular component (GO): cytosol; protein kinase CK2 complex; nucleus
Molecular function (GO): protein serine/threonine kinase activity; ATP binding
Source: RefSeq, a predicted model, not a curated record
CGGGAGAGGCGAGCGGAGCCACCGAGCCACGGCGUGCUUUUGCUCUCGCAGCCGAACUCGGUCGCCGCAGCGAGCCAGCCAGCGACACGGCCGGCCGGAUCCCUCCGCCCCCCGCGCCGCGGUUACAUGGCCUGGUGCGCCCUGCGCAGCCGCGUCCUCCCGCUUCCGGCAUCAGCCGCCGCCGCCGCCGCCGCCGCCGCGCCCCACGGCUUCCUCCUCUCCACCGCGGCCCCGCGCCACGCUCGCCACCACCAGCUACGCCGCCGCGUCGCCCCCACGGCCUACGCCGCCGCCGCGGCCGCCGCAGCUGAGGCGCCGCUCCCCAUGACGCCGCGCUUCGGCCGGGCCACGCGGUUUCCCGGGGGCGCCGCCUCCGUUGCGCGCGUCUACGCGGACGCCAACGCCCAGCGGCCCAAGGAGUACUGGGAUUACGAGUCGCUCGACAUCCAGUGGGGGGAGCAGGAUGGAUACGAGGUGCUGCGGAAGGUGGGGAAGGGAAAGUACAGCGAGGUGUUUGAAGGUUUCCAGCCUGGGAGCGAUGAGAGGUGCAUCAUUAAGAUCCUCAAGCCCGUGAAGAAGAAGAAGAUCAAGAGGGAAAUAAAAAUACUUCAGAACUUAUAUGGAGGGCCAAAUAUUGUAAAGCUGCUUGAUGUUGUCAGAGAUGAGGAAUCAAAGACGCCUAGUCUGAUCUUUGAAUAUGUCAAUAAUACUGACUUCAAAGUGCUCUACCCUACACUAUCUGAUUAUGAUAUCAGAUAUUAUAUUUUUGAAUUAUUAAAGGCACUAGAUUAUUGUCAUUCACGGGGUAUCAUGCACCGAGAUGUCAAACCUCACAAUAUCAUGAUUGACCAUGAAAAACGCCAGCUUCGUCUAAUCGAUUGGGGUCUUGCAGAGUUCUACCAUCCCAAGAUGGAAUAUAAUGCUAGAGUUGCUUCAAGAUGCUACAAGGGUCCUGAACUUCUUGUGGAUUUGUUAGAUUAUGAUUACUCAUUGGAUUUGUGGAGUCUUGGUUGCAUGUUUGCAGCAAUGAUAUUCCGAGUGGACCCGUUCUUUAGUGGCCAGGAUAAUUAUGACCAGUUAGUGAAAAUAACCGAGGUUCUUGGCACAGAAGAUUUCUACGAGUAUCUUGACAAAUAUGGUCUCCAGCUUGACCCACAGCUGGAAAGACUCGUUGGAAGACAUAAUAGGAAACCAUGGGUGAAGUUUGUCAACGCUAGGAACAGACACCUAGUUAGCCCCGAGGCUAUUGAUUUGAUCGAUAAGCUACUCCGGUACGAUCACCAGGAAAGGCCUACAGCAAAGGAAACCAUGGCUCAUCCAUAUUUCAAUACGGUAAGAAGCUCUGAGAGCAGCAGGCACAAUAGCAACAAUAUGUGCAAAGGUGCACGCGAACGACCCUCUAGCUGACUUGGUUGGAUGGGCUCAACUAGCACCUCCUCGGUUCCUGGGUUCGACUACCCGCGGAACGAAUUUUCAGGUGGGGUUAAAAAAAUCUCAUCUGUAAGGGUGGGGCAGGGAUUCGGGGUUUUUCUCGGUCUGGAAGACCUUAUUCUAAUGCUGGGGGGGUUGCCCCACCAGAUCGAGGGUUUUUUUUUCACAGGCAUACCCUUACUUUUCAUGUGGCUCAACACUCAUGCAAGGCAAACGGCAUAUUUGACAAUUCUUUUAAACUGGUGCGAAAGAUGUAGAGAAAUACUUGUAAGGCAGGUGCAUGGUCUCUCUCUGCGUAGAGGCAUGUAAUUGUCACAUUUUGUGUGAGUUGAUUCUUUUCCUCUGCUGACUUUUCUGCGAAUAAUUUGUAAGUGGACUUGUAUACCGCAUCACUUAGAGAGAAAAUUCGUGACAUUUGCUUCUAAUGGUACCUCAAUAAUACCAUAUCCAUAUA